Messenger RNA from Pneumocystis carinii B80, 264 nucleotides. RefSeq lists its product as hypothetical. The transcript has 3 exons. Lineage: Eukaryota; Fungi; Ascomycota; Pneumocystomycetes; Pneumocystales; Pneumocystaceae. Bases 1 to 264 code for a protein of 87 amino acids. The record is from RefSeq and is a predicted model, not a curated record.
AUGAAUAUUUUAGAUAAAGUUAUUUCAAAAUUAUUAAAACUUAGUAAGAAUUGUGCCUUUCAGGAAAAAAAUAAUUAUAAUAUAGAAGAUAAAACUUCAUCAAAAGAUUCUGAGAUUUCUGAUUUAAUGCAUUUUAACGAAAAAAGCCCAGAGAUAAAUAUAAAGCAUGCAAAACAUAGGAGAUUUACAGCAAAUAAAAAAAAUACUUUUAUGCUCACUUUAGAUACUUUAAUAAAUAUAAAUUUUCCUUUAAAGGAAUUAUAA